Molecule: messenger RNA, 534 nt
Organism: Solanum pennellii
Lineage: Eukaryota; Viridiplantae; Streptophyta; Magnoliopsida; Solanales; Solanaceae
Exons: 1
Coding region: 1-534 (177 amino acids)
Source: RefSeq, a predicted model, not a curated record
AUGUAUGAUGAGAGUAUAGCUGAUAGCUCAGGAAAAAAAUUGAAUGAUGAGUUCUUAAAAGACCCUACUAGUUAUCAGAAACUAAAUGGGAAGUUACUCUAUCUUACAAUGACAAGACCUGAUAUUGCUUAUGCAAUACAAAACCUCCGCCAAUUCAUGCAUUCGCCUAAGAAGUCUCACAUGGAAGCUGCAUUAAGGGUGGUUAGAUACCUGAAGAAUGCCCCUGGCUUAGGAAUCAUCUUGUCAUCAGAAAUUUCACAUGCACUGACUGUUUAUUGUGAUGCUGAUUGGGCUACUUGUCCCAUGACAAAGAAAUCACUUAGUGGUUUUGUGGUUAAACUAGGAGAUUCAUUGAUAUCUUGGAAAUCCAAGAAGAAAAGUACCAUAUCCAGAAGUUCUGCAGAAGCUGAAUACAGAAGCAUGGCAAGUGCUACAACAGAGAUGAUUUGGUUGAUUGGCUUGUUUGCAGAACUGAAUUGGAAGAUAACAUUGCCUGUGAGUUGUUCUGUGAUAGUAAGGCAGCCAUACAAAUAG